Suillus paluster is the source of this 396-nucleotide messenger RNA. RefSeq lists its product as uncharacterized. The record is from RefSeq and is a predicted model, not a curated record. Bases 1 to 396 code for a protein of 131 amino acids. The transcript has 2 exons. Lineage: Eukaryota; Fungi; Basidiomycota; Agaricomycetes; Boletales; Suillaceae.
AUGGAGAAAGAGCACGAAAGUCGAGAUUCUGAUGAGGAGAUGACAGAUGAUGGUGAGGAUGAGGAAGACACCGAGGAGGAAGACACCGAAGAGGAAGACACUGAGGAAGAAGACUCCAAGGAAGAAGAUGCCAUGGAGGGCAGUGAUGACAAAGAUGAGGACGAGGAUAGUGGCAGUGGUGACGAAGACGGUGAUGGGGAGGAAUAUCUCAUCGACAAUGGUAUCGCAGAUGAGAUGGAUGAAUUUGGGUACACCAGCCUAGAUCAGGUCCUCGUGGAAGAUGAGGACAAUGAUGGACUAUUAGAUGACGAUGCUCUUGGGGCGAAAGACGGUGAAGAACUUGAAGGUGGGCUGAAUUAUGAUGAGGCUGAGGGGAUCAGAUUUGCGGAUUUAUGA